Molecule: messenger RNA, 1281 nt
Organism: Trypanosoma grayi
Lineage: Eukaryota; Euglenozoa; Kinetoplastea; Trypanosomatida; Trypanosomatidae
Product: actin-like protein
Exons: 1
Coding region: 1-1281 (426 amino acids)
Source: RefSeq, a predicted model, not a curated record
AUGGGUAGCGUGCGGGAACGUGUGCCUGUUGCCAUCCUAGACGCGGGCUCGCAUCGGCUGCGUGCCGGCUACGCGGACGAGGAGGGGCCGCGCCUCGACAUCCCUGCCCUCGUUGGUCAGCCGCGCAACCGCGGCGUCGCGAUGGCGGCGGGAAUGAACGAGUACGAGACGGGUGAGGAGGCUCUGGUGAAGCGCGGCAUGCUAACGGUUGGCAGCCCCAUCAAGGACGGUCUCGUUGUGAACUGGGAGAACAUGGAGAAGCUGUGGGGGCACGUCAUGUUCUCAGAGUUGCGCGUAACCCCGGAGAGUCACUGCUUCGUCGUGCCGCAGCCAGUGAACACGCCGGCCGCACAGAAGGAGAAGACGCUGGAGCUCAUGAUGGAAACGUUCCACGUGCACUCGCUGUUUCUAGGUACAUCCCAGGUGCUCAGCCUGUAUGGCUACGGCCUCACAACAGGGCUCGUGCUCGACAGUGGCAAGGAUCGCACUGUGGCGGUGCCGGUGCAUGAAGGCUACGCUCUCGGUCGGCACGUGACCCAGAGCGGGGUUGCAGGUGACACAUUGACGGAGUAUUUUGCAUCACUGUUGCGGCAAGAGGGCUACAGCUUCGGCACGCCGGUCGAGAUGCAGGUAUUGAACAGCGCCAAGGAAGAGCUGUGCUACGUGAAGCCAGUUGACUUUAUGUUGGGUGGCUAUACACAGGGUUCCAGGCAGCUUGAGGGGUCCACGGGAUACCAAUACAACUUCUCCAUCAGUGGUCACCGCACAUCCACAGAGGAGGCAGGAGAAGAGAUCUUCUUACUCCCUGACGGCAACGCCAUUCCAGUAGCAGAGCACCGCCACUUAACCACCGAAAUUCUCUUCAACUUUGGAAUUCUUGGUGAGCAAUACGUUCCCAAGUCACGCUACAUGACGGAGCUGGGAGAAAUAUUUCAGCCGUCCUUCCCUAUGGGCAUUAGCUGGUUGCCGUUUUCGGCUAUUAACAACUGCCAGCCGGCGAUGCGUGCGCCACUCUUUGCAAACAUUGUUCUUGCUGGUGGAAACGUGUCUUUCCCUGGCACUAGGGAACGAAUUGAGGCGGAGGUGACGCAGUUGUAUAGAGAAACGCACACCAGCGAGGCCGUGACGCCGAUUCGUGUGUAUGAUGUAGGAUGUCGUGUGUACAGUGCGUGGCUUGGCGGGUCGAUGCUCGCACGCACCUCCAUGUUCCCUCACUUGACAGUCUCGCGGCAGGAGUACGAAGAGCAGGGCCAUCGUGUGGUGCACUGCAAGUGCCAGUAG